Molecule: messenger RNA, 1665 nt
Organism: Pseudoliparis swirei
Lineage: Eukaryota; Metazoa; Chordata; Actinopteri; Perciformes; Liparidae
Gene: tmprss15
Product: transmembrane serine protease 15
Exons: 14
Coding region: 1-1665 (554 amino acids)
Cellular component (GO): membrane
Molecular function (GO): protein binding
Source: RefSeq, a predicted model, not a curated record
AUGAGGCGAGCCCUGUCCUCUCUGGAGCUCCUCCUCUUCCUCCUGGCCUUCCUCCUCCUCCUCUGCUGCGCGGGCCUGAUCGGUGUCUCCUGGGCCGGCCUGCAGACGGAGGGCGUGGCCCCGGUGAUGCUGAGGGGCCGCAUGUCCAUCACGGAGGGAGCGGCGUUCUCCGAGGAGCUGAGCGACUCCCGCUCAACGCUCUUCAAGGCGUUGGCCUACGACGUCCAGCAGCUGAUAUCAAAGGCGUUGAGUCACAGUGGUUUCAAGACGUGUCAGGUGUUAUCCUUCAGACGGGGCAGUGUGGUGGUGAACUUUGACCUUUGGUUCAAUCAACGGAUCGAUGUGAACGAAGCGGAACAGCAGCUGGGGGCGGGGCUUCAGGAGGCCGCGGCGGGAGGAUUGGUCAUCGACAGAAACAGCAUUCAGAUCAAAGACCAGGAGAAGCUGACCUGUACCUUUGAGCAGGGCAUGUGUUCCUGGAGGCAGGACGAGGACCACGAUGGAGACUGGAUUCGAACUCGCGGCGCCACGUUCCCCCCGCUCAGCGGGCCGGAGGCGGACCACACGCUGGGCACCAGCGCAGGUUUCUACAUCGUCACUCCUCUGAGUCCCGGCCAAUGGCUGAAGAGCUUUAGGAUUCACAGCCCGCCCCUCCCCCCCCCCGCUCAGCCCAUGUGUCUGAGCUUCUGGUUCCACAUGUGGGGGGCCGAGGUCCAGCGGCUCCGGGUCCUGCUGGCCGGCGCCGUGGUCUUCCAACGAGACGGGGACUACGGGGACACCUGGAACUACGGCCAGGUGACCCUUGACCUGACCUCCCGGACCACGGUGGUGUUUGAAGGGCUGAAGAAAGGAGGGAUGAGGAACGACAUCGCUCUGGAUGACAUCACACUGACCUCUGACCCCUGUGGCCCCGCCCCCCCAGAACCAACUAAUGUACCUCCUCCGACAACCAUGCCCCCUAUACCUGCUGACUGUGGAGGACCCUUUGACCUCAGGGAGCCCAACGCCACCUUUAGCUCACCAAAUUACCCAGAAUCCUACGGGAACCAGGCUCAGUGUGUGUGGACUCUGCACUGCGGGGCGGGCCGAAACAUCCGGCUCCACUUCCUGGACUUCGAUAUCGAGGCGGCGUACGACGUCCUGGAGGUGCGAGACGGGGCGGGGCCUAACUCCACCUUGCUGGCCGUCCUCUCCGGCAGCACUGGCCCCGCCCACGACCUGUUCUCAACAGCCAAUCAGAUGACACUGUGGUUCUACACGGACAGCUCGGGUCACGGCCGAGGAUUCAGAGCCAACUUCACCUCGGGGGUCAACCUGGGGUCGCCAGCUGCGUGUGCAGCCGGCCACUUCCUGUGCCGGGCAGGAAGCUGUAUCCUUGGUAACGCCCAGUGUGACGGACAGGCCGACUGCCCCGACGCCUCCGAUGAGGCCGACUGUGUCGUGUUGCCGGGAAACAGUUCCAGUCGUCUUCAGUUCCAACUCGUUUCUUCGCUGCUCACCGUGUGCGCCGACACCUGGAACCCUCACCUGUGUGUCUGCACCUGUCAGUACCUGGGAUACAGGUCUGGGGAGACCACGUUGCUGCCGGCUCGGCCUCAAGAUUCUCCGUUUACCUCCAUCACGGUCUCCAGCAACGGAGCUCUGGAAACCAGUAUCAGGUACUGA